AUGUUUGCUUUUGACGAGAACGGACGACCAUUUAUCAUUGUUCGUGAACAGGCAGAAAAAAAGGAAAAUAGAUUAAAAGGAGUAGAAGCUACAAAAGCACACAUUCUGGCUGCCAAGAGUGUUGCUGAUAUUUUAAAAACAUCACUCGGGCCAAAAGGAAUGGAUAAAAUGAUGGUGUCACAAGAUGGAGACGUUACUGUAUCAAAUGAUGGUGCAACAAUUAUGCAAGACAUGAACGUUGAUCAUCCAAUUGCCAAGUUACUUGUCGAAUUAUCACAAUCACAGGAUUCAGAAAUUGGAGAUGGAACAACUGGUGUUGUUGUAUUUGCUGGUUCAUUAUUAGAACAUUCACUCAAGUUAGUUGAACGAGGAAUUCAUCCAACAAGAAUCGCAACAGGUUAUGAAGAAGCAGCCAAAAUUGCUGUUGAUGAAUUAAAGAAAAUUGCAAUAGAAAAAGAAAAAAUGGAUAGGGACUCCAUUGUUGCUGCGUGUGAAGUAGCUCUUGGUAGUAAAAUUGUUAAUAGAUGUAAGAGACAUUUAGCUGAAGUGUGUGCAGAUGCUGUUUUAUCUGUUUAUGACAAAGAACGUAAUGAUGUUAACAUGGACUUAAUUAAAUUAGUUAGUAAAGCUGGAGGAAGAAUGGAGGAUACUGAGUUAGUUGAUGGAUUGAUGUUAGAAAAAGAUUUCUCUCAUGCACAAAUGCCAAAAGCUGUUAAAGACGCAAAAGUCUGUAUUUUGUCAUGUCCAUUUGAACCACCAAAAACUAAAACAACAACUAAUAUGAAUGUUACUAGUGUUGAAGCAUAUAAUCAAUUAUACCAACAAGAACAAGCAUAUUUCAGAAUGCAGGUAGAAAAAGUAAAAGAAGCAGGAGCUAACGUUGUUCUUUGCCAAUGGGGAUUUGAUGAUGAAGCUAAUCAUUUAUUAUUAUCUAAUGGAAUUAAUGCUGUAAGAUGGGUUGGUGGUGUUGAAUUAGAAUUAUUGGCUAUUGCUACAGGUGCAAGAAUUGUUCCACGUUUUGAAGAAUUAACAAAAGAUAAAUUAGGAAGUUGUAAAUCAAUUAGUGAAAUGAGUUUUGGAACUGUAAAAGAAAAAAUGAUCAAAGUAGAAGGAUGUCCUAAUUCUAAUGCUGUUACUAUUUUUAUUCGUGGAGGUAAUAAAAUGGUGUUGGCUGAAAUUGAAAGAUCUAUUCAUGAUGCCUUGUGUGUUGCUAGAAACUAUUUAAGAGAUAAUAGAGAGGUAUGUGGUGGUGGAGCUUGUGAAAUAAGCAUGUCUCUUGCUGUUGCUGAAGCCUCUAAACAUUGUAAAACUGUUGAACAUCAUGCUAUGUCUGUUUAUGCUGAUGCUUUAUUAGCUGUACCUCAUGCAUUAGCUGAGAACAGUGGAUUAAAUGCUAUUGAGACUGUAGCUGCUGUUAAACAAAUGCAAGUCACAAAUAAAAAUUCACAUUUUGGAAUUGACUGUCUUCAAGUUGGAACCAAUGAUAUGACUGAACAAAAAGUAUUUGAAUCCCUUCAUGCUAAAACACAACAAAUUUUAUUGGCUACUCAAGUAGUGAAAAUGAUUUUGAAAGUUGAUGAUGUUAUUGGAGCUAAUGCACAACAACAAUAA
Molecule: messenger RNA, 1611 nt
Organism: Entamoeba nuttalli P19
Lineage: Eukaryota; Evosea; Mastigamoebida; Endamoebidae
Product: T-complex protein 1, epsilon subunit protein
Exons: 1
Coding region: 1-1611 (536 amino acids)
Biological process (GO): protein folding
Cellular component (GO): chaperonin-containing T-complex
Molecular function (GO): ATP-dependent protein folding chaperone; ATP binding; ATP hydrolysis activity
Source: RefSeq, a predicted model, not a curated record